AUGUCUGCUCUCUCUAUCGACGUCAAUAACAACUGGUGGACCACCAGCGGUGGCUCCACCUUCCUCCCUACCGGCACGCACGCCCCUUCCUCCUCCUCCUCCUCCUCCUCCUCCUCCUCCUCCUCCUCACUCUCUUCUUCUGCGACACCCUCCACAUCCACAUUCCCCUCGAGCCCUCUGACUUCCUCAUCUGGGAGCUCUUCGAUAUCCGCCGGUGAUACCUCUUCCAUCUCCCUCUCCUCUGACUUGACCACAUUCACCACUUCGGUUCCUGUCACUAUCUCUAAUCCCUCGACAACGUUUACGUCCUUUUCCCAAACCACUGUCACUUCUUCAACCAUCUUCACCGCGUUUCCCGACUCCGCCACCGCUGUUCAAGCCAAUACUGCCAUUCAACCCGUUUGUAUAGGCGACGGCGUGGACGCCGGAUCGCUCGGGCUGCUUUCCACCCUCUUAAUCCCCUCCGUCGUUGGGCUAUUGAUAUGGCUAUUGUUCGCGUUUCUGCGCCCCCGAUAUCGUCAGGUCUACGGUCUGAGGGAAUGGUUCGUCCACCAGAACCUUCGGCCCAAACCGCUCGGUCGCUCCUUGUGGGCAUUUCUCUUCCCCCAUGUACCGCUCGUCCCGUCCAUGCCGUCGGACGUCUCCGACGCCGGCCGCUCGCCCUCCAAAGACGCAGAACUUUUCCCAUCCGACGAGCAGCUAAGUCAACGGACUCUUUGGAUAUGCGUCCUUAUCGUUGCCGGGUGGACGCUACUCGCGCUUGCAGGCUUCCUCCCCCUCUACAUGGUUUCAAUCCCUUGCCUCGCCAACAGCGCGCCUACGCCCCAGUUCACCGGCGUGUACUCUGUGCUCCAAGACCUGAGCCUGCUUCGUCUUCUUCAGGCACUAGACGCAAGCUCGCCCUCGGCAUCCGAUCUUCACCUCAUGUUCUCUGUGCGCGACGUGUCCGGGGGCGACCUCGCACGUACCGUACGCAUUCGAAUCAUCAUUGCGACGGCUCUCACCAUCGUUCUGGGGCUCCUACCCGUGAUCUGGAAGAUUCUCAAGGAAUUCAAUCGUACCGUAUUGUACCGGGAGCGGUGGGCAGAGGUGCACUGCCGGGGAAUCGAGAUGGGCUGGCUCGGUGCGCAGCACGUACCCGGAUUCGUAGGGUGGGGCGAAAAGCGAUUCAAGGACCAUCUCGUCAAAAUAGGAUUGAGUUCGACCUUGGACGCCGUCACCGAACGGAAUGCGCGCGCAAAACGGCGCCGGCGUGGAACACACGAGAACGGCGCCGAAGAGAAGGGGAGCUUGGAGGUCGAUGUUCAAUCGCUCUUCUCGAUCAACGACACCACCCAGCUUGCUCAUCUAAUCGACGAACGCGAUGAGAUCCUGGAGAACCUCGAAGUAGCGGAAACGAAAUACAUUCAAAGUUUCCGCCUCAGCACGCCAGACCCGUCAAUAGCAGAUUGGGAACCUCCAGCUCAACCUGAAGAGGCAGAGGCGUUGGCAGCUAGGCCGUCGAUCAGUCGUCCCAAGCCUUUGACUAGCGCUAACGACCGCCGUAAGAGGCGUCGAGGUAGAAAUCCCGCCUUCGGCUCCUCGUCCUUGCCUCCCACAUCCUAUGUGCUGCCAUCUCAAUUCUACAAACUUGCUGAACUUGGGGGAAUCACUGGGGGCGAAUUUGCGAAUCCCGAGAGAGACCUCACCUCAUCUGGAGCCCCCAAUUCCAGUCACAUCAGCUUCACCGAAUCCGUCAAACAGCGCCUUGUUGGCUCCAAGUUUCAAGAGAUGCAUCGGCAGUCCGCGUCGUAUGGACCUCUCCCCCUGGGCAGCCCUCUUCACGUGGAUGACAGUGGACAGUUAAAACCAAUCGCAUCCCGUGACAUGCCCGGACAUAACCAAGCCCCUUACGGCGAUAAUCAUCAUGCUUCAUGGGAUACCUCGGCGUUCAAUGACAACACUGGUCAGCCCCACUGGUUACAACAGCAAAAUCCAGACGCCAUCAUGGAAACUGAUGAACCGGAAGAGGAGUGGCACGACGUCGCCUACGAGGAUCCAGAAGCUUUCCAGAACGCAGAAGAGUACCCGGCAGACGCGCGGCGGCGACCUCGUCCCCCUCGAGCGCAGGCUCGUGUAGGCACCCCCGUCGAAGAGCAUCGCGAGACUUUCCCGUUGCGUAUGCGCACAGCCGUCGCGCCCGAGCAGAUCCCCCCUCCGCACCUGCGCGUGCAACCACGUCAACCCUUCGUGCGCCCACUUUCAGGCGUCGACCAUGAUGUCUUGGGCGAGACGUACGCAAGCAUCAACCAUUGGCGAUGGAAACUCAAGGUCAUCAACUCGGAAAUCGCGGAGGUCCAACGCGAGAGCUAUAACGACAUCGCGGAUGGGGCACGCAUCAAGGGUUGGUUGCUCGUUGGCCGAGGGCUCAGAUUCAUCCCAGGCGUCCAGCUCAUUGAAGGUCGCGCCAAGGAAGACAUUCGUUGGGACGAGCUGCAGAACCACAGGGACUGGAUAAAGGAUCUGUUGCGCUGGGUUUCCCUCGUUAUGGUUGGGUUCGUUCUAGCCGUUGGACUAACGGCGGUCGCGGGUCUCGCAGUCGCACAAGCGCCAGACGUUGCCCACUACUUCCCUUUCCUCCUGCCAAUGACAACCAGCAACCCAGUUGCCGCGGGUGUUGCGACAUCUUUGGCCGCCGCUACUGCGGCCAGCCUGUUUAUUGGCAUCGCCCUUUGGAUCUUGCGCGCGUCUGUCAACACGGCUAGUUCCAUUUCCGUGUCUGGCACGCAGCUUAUCAUAUUCAAGACGAUGUUCUGGCUGUUCACUGCUGUAGUGGGCAUCUGGUUGUUCGCCGUUGGUGCCGUGCUAUUUGCGAUGCAUGCUCUCAGCAACAACUCGGGAGUGACACACUCGAUAUCCAACGGCGCAAUCUACAUGAGCACCUUCGCCAUGUCCCUCAUCUUGAACGUUGCCAUCAUCUUCCCCGGUCUCCUGUUACUUCAACCCAUCCGCCUGUGGCAGGUGACAAGAGCAGAAAAGGCUGCCAUUACGCCUCGUCAGCGAUUCCGAGCCGUAUACCCUCGGACCUACGACCCAUCCUAUGCCAUCAGUUGCUGUAUUCUCGCCGUCAUCUUUGCAUCCGCUUUUGCUCUGAUUUUUCCUAUACUUGCGCCUGCUGCCUUGCUAUUGCUUUUCCUUACACUAGUUGCACAUCGAUUCCUUAUUGGCUAUGUUUAUGGACGAACACACUCCCAAACGGGUGGCCUCCUACAAAUUUGGAUUCUGCGUCGUCUUUGCACCAUCGUUGCCUUCCAACCACUCCUCCUGGGCCUCAUCUUCCUCUCCCGACGUCUCUGGGUUGAAGGCGGUGUUCUUGUAGGGACAGCUCUUUUCGUCGUUGUGGCGGCGGAGAGUUUCUGCAACUGGAGAACCAAGCAGCCAGGACACAAGUCGCUCUUCCCAGUCACCAUCGGCGCUCUGGACGCAUUCCGGCAGACCGCCAAACCGUCCAGAAACCUAGAGCUAGACGAAGAGGUCACCAGCCUCGUCAGCUCAGCGAGGAACACGCGCGCCCGUGGUUCUUUUGCAUCGGUGCUCGAGAUGAUGUCCCUCACGCUCGCGGUUAGCCCAUCACCGUCAGAGAAGCGAGGGCCUGUUCCUCUCGAAACCGAAACCCUCGACGAUCUGACCGCGACGGAGCGCGCCGCGCGGACGAACCCCGACGCGCCCCCACGUCUGCCUCCGCUCUCUGCGGACCAUGCGGAGGAGAUGGCAGGGGUGCUCUACGCGCCCGAGCUGCUCGCGCCCCCGCCGGUGAUCUGGCUCCCGAACGACGUCGGUGGGAUCGGCCGCUCUGAGGCUUACGACCUCCAGCGGUACCACCACCUCACGGUCACGCUCGACGUGCGCGCGAAGGAGGACGUACAUUGGCAGCAGCCGCUCUCCUCGUCGACCCACUCGCCGCCGCAGACCGGCAGCCCGAUGUAG
This is a messenger RNA of Epithele typhae, 3966 nucleotides long. RefSeq lists its product as uncharacterized. The record is from RefSeq and is a predicted model, not a curated record. Bases 1 to 3966 code for a protein of 1321 amino acids. NCBI's taxonomy places the organism in Eukaryota, Fungi, Basidiomycota, Agaricomycetes, Polyporales, Epitheliaceae. Gene Ontology annotation, cellular component: plasma membrane. Gene Ontology annotation, molecular function: calcium-activated cation channel activity. The transcript is spliced from 10 exons.